This is a messenger RNA of Acyrthosiphon pisum (pea aphid), 3534 nucleotides long. RefSeq names its product STKc_STK36 domain-containing protein fused (gene fu). Gene Ontology annotation, molecular function: ATP binding; protein kinase activity. The record is from RefSeq and is a predicted model, not a curated record. The transcript is spliced from 11 exons. The coding region runs from base 538 to 2493 and encodes 651 amino acids. NCBI's taxonomy places the organism in Eukaryota, Metazoa, Arthropoda, Insecta, Hemiptera, Aphididae. Gene Ontology annotation, cellular component: cytoplasm. Gene Ontology annotation, biological process: smoothened signaling pathway; protein phosphorylation.
GGCAUGGGCAUCGGGCUAGUCGAUCGGUUCGGUCUUCAAAGCUAUAAAAUAUGUUAACGGUCUCGAAUUUUCGAAAAUCCGAUUAAAAUGUAAUUAAUUUUCUACGCUCUUGACGGCCAACCUGGACGUUUCGAACAGCAAUAACAAAACAAAAAAAUAAAGUAUAAACCGUCAGUGAUAAUUUAAUGAUAACGUUAUGAUACUGAUUACUGGGUAAAUAAAACUAUAAAAGUAUUAUUAUUCAUAUUUCACAACAAAUAAUAAUUUGUUAUUUAUAUUUUUUUAUUUUAAAUUAGCCAUAUUUUGUGUUGUUAUUUAUUAUUUUUUAUACAAUAUUAUCUUUUCGGUUUUGUUUGAAUUUUUUUUAUACAUAUUAUAUUAUGUAUAAUCAUUUAUUUAACAUUCACUCAAAAAUGUAAACAAUUAUGAUCAAAAAAAUGGACUGGGUCUCUGUUUCUUUUUACCGUGGUUUUUGUAAAAUAAAAACCUUAAUGUUAACCCUUAUAAUUUAUGAUUGAAUUAAACUCUUGAUUAACAAUGAAUAUGAACGGUAAUUUUUGGCGACGGGAGCCUUCUAUUUGUACGGCAGAUGAAGUACCUUAUCCAAGGAUGGAACCUGAAGAGCGACUCGCUUGUUGGGCAGAAAAUCAUAACUAUAGAUUAGGGGAAAAGAUAGGUGAAGGUUCAUUUGGUAAAGUUUUCAAAGCCCUACACAAAGAAACCAACCAAAUAGUUGCCUUCAAAUUUAUUUUCAAGCUCGACAAAUUAAAAACGUUACAACAGGAAGUGGACAUUCAACAGAAAUUACACCAUCCAAACAUUGUCAAAAUGAUUGAGUCAUUUGGAAAUGAAAAUGGGAUUGCCUUAGUCAUGGAGUUUGUGCCUCGAUCACUUAAAGAAAUCAUAGAAAAUGAAGGUAUACUGAGUGAAGAAAGAACACAGGUGAUUAUAUGUCAUCUUGUAUCAGCUUUACACUACUUACACCAGAAAAAUAUUUUACACAGGGAUUUAAAACCACCAAAUAUUUUAUUGGACAACAAUGAUGUUGCAAAAUUAUGUGAUUUUGGUUUAGCAAGGUUUAUGUUAACUGGCACUCAAGUAUUAACUCAAGCAUCACUUAAAGGAACCCCUCUUUACAUGGCUCCUGAAGUGAUAAAUUCUCCUGUUAUACCUCCAAUAUACAAUCAUAAUGCGGAUUUAUGGUCAUUGGGAUGUAUAGCAUAUCAUUUACUUUGUGGUAAACCUCCUUUUGAUACAAAAUGUUUGAUGCAUUUAGUUCAAAUGAUGAAAGAUCAACCAAUAAUUUGGCCAGAUACUGUGUCAGCUGUUUGUCAGAACUUUUUAGAACAACUAUUGCAAAAAAAUCCGUUACAAAGGUUAACGUGGCCUGGCCUAUUAGAACAUGAAUUUUUAAAAAACAAGGUAUACAUGAUAGAUAUGGAUCAAAAUGAGGAAAUAGAUGUCUCAACAGAAUUUGAUAAUAUUGUGUCACCCUUAAACUCAAUGAAAAUAAAUGAAGAAGAAGAAGAAGACUUAGAAGAAGAAGAAGGAGACAAAGAACUCUCGGAUUCUUCUUCGGGUCAUGAUUUUACAUCUAUAGAAGACACAACUGAAGAGGACUUGCGCUCAAGUCAAUCUGGUUGGUGUUCUGAAACUUGUCAUGAGUUAGAUGUGGGUUGUGAUAAAUCUAACUCCACGAAUGAUAUUACAAAUUCUAAUGAUUUUAUGAGCGAAGAAUGGAUUGUAUUUCUACGACAAAGCGCUUCUGAAGUUGUUUCUGGGAAUAUAACAUCUAUGACUCAAAAAAGUUUUAUUCUGGUAGUACUGUCUCCAUUAAAAAGUGGUACCACGUCUUCCAAAUUAUUACACUAUGUUGUUACUGUUCUAGCAAUACCUUUUGUUACUCCAAAUGUUCAACAAACUGAGAAAGACUUAAUAACUCAAAUUUAUAUUGAAACUCAAGUCAUUCCGUGUUUAAUGCAAGCAUUUUCUAAUGCUAUCAAAUCUCCUGCACGUAACUGUGUAUCACCUGCACCACCUGAUAGUAUUGGCAUUCAAGAAUUAGGCAGUCUAGAAUCGGUGCUUCUAUUAGUAGAAGGAUUAUGCUUAGAUAAACCUAUGGAAUGUCUUAAGCAAUUUUCUGAGAGUAUCUAUUUUUUGAAAAUUCUACCACUAUUACAAAAAUGUUUAUCUUUGAGUCAUGUGCAAGACGUAGUUCUUGGGAAACAUUUGGAAGGUAGGAUUUCAAAUGUCGAGCUACAUAAAUUGCUUAGAAACACUGAAGACCCGUCCAUAAGAGAAAGAACAUGUGUCCUUUUAUUACAUAUGACUAGACUAGAUCCUAAUUGUCUUCUAGAAAUUUGGCAUCAAACUCUUACCAAUGAUAUUGAGUUUUUAAAAAGUGACCCAUGCCCUAAUGUUGUCCAGGCUGCUAUUUAUGCAUCUGAACUAUUGAAGAAAACACAAUUCUACCAAGUGGAAACAGAACAAUGAGAGUAUAUAAUCAUAAUUAAAUCAAUACAUUAUGGUUUUUAUUUAAAGUAUUAUCAUACAUUAUUUUAUACUGUAUAUGGAGUGAAAAAGUUAAAUCUAAAUGAGGAUUGAGCCAUAAGAAUAGUGAUAAAUAAUAAGUAACAAUAAUAGUUAUUUAAAUCUAAAUACUUUUUGUUUAAAUUGAUUUAUGACGAAAAUACAAUAUGCUAAAUAGUCAUAAUAAUUAAAUCAUUUGUUUUUAUAUACUCAUAAGCAAGAUAAUAGAUGUAUCAAAACGAAAUAUGAUGUAAAUUAUAUAAUAAUAGUAACAUCCAUUUAGUUUUGUUCGCCAAAAAUAACAGAUAUAUGAGGUAAACACUUAUUACAGAUAAGAUUAACUGUUUUUCAAUAUUAUGCAAACUACUCAAAGAAAAGUAUAGGACAUGAAUAUAAAAUAAUAUUUAUAUAGUUUUUAAAGACUAGUGUUUAUUCUAACAGGAAUAUUAUUGGGAUCUAAACCAAAUAUUCCACGACAUGUAAUAAUGAUUUCCCCACCUACUACAUUUUCAAGUACAUACAAAUUAUAAUUUAUUAAGCUUCAUAAAUACGAUUAUAAAAAUUGUAUACAUGGAGGCCUUGUGUGUCACGAUGGUCAGCCUAAGUCCCUAAUGUGUUAUAAGGUCAAGCAUCGGCCGGUGUUGCUAGCUCCCGGAUGGGUCAUCACCUGGGUUUUUAGUGACAAAUUCUCGCCCCACAUCAUGUAUUCGAUGUUCCACAACCAACCGUAACCCCUUACAAAUUGUUUGUACAUCUUAAAAUACUCAUAACUAGCUUUAAAAUUAGAAUAUAAUAACAUUUUAGAAACUAUUAUGAUUAUAAUCAUUAUUGUGAACAUAGAAUUUGGUAUAUUGUGCAUUGUUCAGAGAAAGAAAAUAAAUAAUGCGCUGACAUCCUCUUAAGAUCAAUAAAAAAAUUGUUUGUUUGUUAUUAAAUAGUUUAUUCUCUUAUUAUGGUACCUAAAUUUCCAACUUCACAACAAAUAUACAACUAUAUUUUAUAAAC